GUGGGGAGAAGCGCGUCUAGCCGUCUACUAAAAGAAAGGAGCUUCCCUUCCCCACCGGACCCUCCCUAACAAACCCCCGUUCCUGUUUUAAGAUCCGAUCUCCUCUUCCCCCCUCCCCCUCCCUCCCUCCUGACCACCCCCUCCUCGCGCUCCAGCUAAAUCCACGCCACCGAUGGCCCGCACGGGCCUCGCGGACGCUACGGCGCCGGACGCCGACGCAAUGCCGGCCGCCACCAAGGACGCCGCCGACGUGCGCAUGAUCUCCACCAAGGAGCUGCAGGCGCACGCCGCCGCGGACGACCUCUGGAUCUCCAUCUCCGGGGACGUCUACGACGUCACGCCGUGGCUGCGCUACCACCCGGGCGGCGAGGUCCCGCUCAUCACCCUCGCCGGCCAGGACGCCACCGACGCCUUCAUGGCCUACCACCCGCCCUCCGUGCGCCCGCUCCUCCGCCGCUUCUUCGUCGGCCGCCUCUCCGACUACACCGUCCCCCCCGCCUCCGCCGACUUCCGCCGCCUCCUCGCGCAGCUCUCAUCCGCGGGCCUCUUCGAGCGCGUCGGCCACACCCCCAAGUUCCUGCUCGUCGCAAUGUCGGUGCUCUUCUGCGUCGCCCUCUACUGCGUCCUCGCCUGUUCCAGCACCGGGGCCCACAUGUUCGCCGGCGGCCUCAUUGGCUUCAUCUGGAUCCAGUCGGGCUGGAUUGGCCAUGACUCCGGCCACCACCAGAUCACCAGUCACCCCGCGCUCAACCGCCUCCUGCAGGUGGUCUCCGGGAACUGCCUCACCGGCCUCGGCAUCGCCUGGUGGAAGUUCAACCACAACACACACCACAUCUCCUGCAACAGCCUCGACCAUGACCCGGACCUCCAGCACUUGCCGCUCUUCGCGGUUUCCACCAAGCUCUUCAACAACCUUUGGUCAGUCUGCUACGAGCGCACCUUGGCGUUCGAUGCCAUAUCCAAGUUCUUCGUCAGCUACCAGCACUGGACAUUUUACCCGGUGAUGGGAUUUGCAAGGAUAAAUCUUCUAGUGCAGUCAAUCGUGUUCCUCAUCACACAAAAGAAGGUGCGGCAGCGUUGGCUGGAGAUCGCCGGUGUGGCCGCGUUCUGGGUUUGGUACCCCUUGCUGGUGUCUUGCCUGCCGAAUUGGUGGGAGAGGGUGGCUUUUGUGCUUGCAAGCUUUGUGAUCACGGGGAUUCAGCAUGUGCAGUUCUGCCUCAACCACUUCUCAUCAGCAGUUUAUGUCGGGCCACCAAAGGGGAACGACUGGUUUGAGAGGCAAACCGCGGGCACACUUGAUAUCAAGUGCUCCCCGUGGAUGGAUUGGUUCCAUGGUGGUCUGCAGUUCCAGGUUGAACACCAUUUGUUUCCCCGCCUGCCUCGGUGCCACUAUAGGAUGGUCGCGCCGAUUGUGCGCGACCUUUGCAAGAAGCACGGGCUGUCUUAUGGUGCUGCCACAUUCUGGGAGGCAAAUGUAAUGACAUGGAAGACGCUAAGGGCUGCAGCAUUGCAGGCCAGGGACGCCACUACUGGAUCUGCGCCCAAGAAUCUGGUCUGGGAAGCUUUGAACACCCAUGGAUGACUGGGAUCAGGACUGGAGUAUGACACAAUUGCUAGGGUCGAGCAAUUAUCUGAUUGCUUCUCGAUUGCAUAGAGAGAUUGAUCUAUUUAGCUGUUGGAGUCGUGUUGGAUUUUUCGUGUUACCAAGUGACUAUCUUUGCAGUUCAAUCGUGGGUUCAUGCUUCAGUUGUGUACUUGUACACCAUAUUUAGAUUAUUGGGUUCUCCCUAUCACGGUAACUAUUAUCAAUGGUACUUGAUUUAUAUCAUAGAUCCGUGGCUUAUCUUUACACCCAUUUCAUUUUGCUUGCAAGUUCAUGAAACUGUAAACUCAAUUGAUGGUUGGUAGCAUGUAUAUCCUGCUGCUAUGGCCAGCUUGAACUGCGUUUUGGGAAACAUGACGAUUCCAAUAAUAAACGUUUAGCCAUUUUGUCUA
Molecule: messenger RNA, 1995 nt
Organism: Hordeum vulgare subsp. vulgare (domesticated barley)
Lineage: Eukaryota; Viridiplantae; Streptophyta; Magnoliopsida; Poales; Poaceae
Product: delta(8)-fatty-acid desaturase 2
Exons: 1
Coding region: 173-1582 (469 amino acids)
Biological process (GO): lipid metabolic process
Cellular component (GO): membrane
Molecular function (GO): oxidoreductase activity, acting on paired donors, with oxidation of a pair of donors resulting in the reduction of molecular oxygen to two molecules of water
Source: RefSeq, a predicted model, not a curated record